AUUCUGUCUUUACAGCCCAGAGUAAGGUGUAAGUAGUAAGGCGUAAGUAGUAAGGCAUAAGUAGUAAGGUGUAAGUUCAAGGAUGUCUCUCAUGGAAGGUCUUCUCCACCAGGCUCCCAGCAGCACGGUAACACUCCUGGGGGCUGGGCUGUUUCUACUGGUCCUCUACCUCCUCUCCUCUGGUUCCAGUUCUGAGCCACAGGGGAAGGAGCCUCCAGGACCCAGACCACUACCCCUGCUUGGUAACCUGCUACAGUUGGAUUUUAAGAGGCUUUACCACUCUCUCUUUGAGAUGUCCAAGAAAUAUGGCUCGGUGUUCACAGUUCAUAUUGGUGCCAAAAAGGUGGUGGUUCUUGCAGGAUACAAGGCAGUCAAGGAAGCACUGGUCAACCAUGCGGAGGAGUUUGGGGAACGGGGGAUCCCUCUUAUAAUCACUGAUAUCCAAAAGGGACACGGUAUUUUAUUUGCCAACGGAGAUUCAUGGAAAGAGAUGAGACGUUUCGCCCUGACAAACCUUCGAGACUUUGGCAUGGGCAAAAAAGCGAGCGAGGAGAAGAUAAUUGAGGAAGCUCGCUACCUGAUAGAAGUGUUUGAAGAACACAAGGGUAAAGCAUUUGACACAACCCAGUCAAUGCAUUAUGCCAUCUCAAACAUCAUCUGCAGUAUUGUCUAUGGCAGCAGGUUUGAAUACACUGAUCCUCGGUUUAGGCGCUCAGUCGAUCGAGUCAAUGAGUCAGUCCGACUUCUAGGCAGUUUUUCAAUACAGUUGUACAACAUGUUCCCAUGGCUGGGCCCAUUUCUGAAGUCCAAGAGUGACAUCAUAAAACAUAGUGACAGCAACAUGAUGGAAAUUCGUGACCUGGUGAGGGAGUUGAAGGAGACUCUCAACCCUCAGAUGUGUAGAGGCUUCAUUGACUCAUUCCUGGUCCGAAAACAGACCUUGGAGGAAUCAAGCAACAUGAAGUCUGAUUACCACAAUGAGAAUCUGGUACAAACGGUGGGCAACCUAUUUAGUGCCGGGACCGACACCACGGCAACAACCAUGCGCUGGGGUCUGAUGCUGAUGGCCAAGUACCCCCAAAUACAAGACCGGGUCCAAGAGGAGAUGAGCAGGGUUAUAGGAAGUCGUCAGCCCUUGGUAGAAGACAGGAAGAACCUGCCCUACACUGAUGCAGUGAUCCAUGAGAUCCAGAGGGUGGCCAACAUUGUACCCAUGGCCGUUCCUCACGUCACCAGCCGAGACAUCACCUUCCAGGGAUACUUCAUCAAAAAGGGGACAGAGGUGUUUCCUCUGCUGACGUCUGUCCUCCAGGACGAGAGCGAAUGGGAGACUCCUCACGCCUUUAACCCCGCCCACUUCCUCAAUGAGAAAGGUCAAUUUGUCAAGAGAGAUGCCUUCAUGCCCUUCUCUGCGGGUCGUAGGGUGUGUCUGGGGGAGAGUCUGGCCAGGAUGGAGCUCUUCCUGUUCUUCACCUCCCUCCUACAGCACUUUCGUUUCUCUCCUCCUCCCGGGGUCAAAGAGGAGGAUCUGGACCUCACACCAGUCGUGGGAUUCACACUCACACCUGCACCACACCAGUUGUGUGCUGUGAGCCGAGUCUGAGUUGAAAGUCUGUGUCAAAACAUUGAUUACACACUAGACUCUCAACUUUAGACUAAUAUAGGACUGUGCCGACAGUCCUUGUUGCUGAUCAUGGACAAACCAAAUGUCAUUGGUUGUGUGCACAAUACAGAAGAUGUGCAGCAGUAGUGCCUCUUGCAAAUGCAGUCAUCUAAUACACUAUGCCACUGCCCAAAUUAUGCCCAUUGUCUAGAUGUCUGCAGAUGCUAUUUACAGUAAACUGAACUGUUUUAGAAGUGUGUACAUCAACUGUAAAUUAUUGUAAAUGAAUACAUGGUAUACUUACAUAUCCUCAUAUGUUCACUGUUUGGUGUAUUGUACAUGAUUACAUUUUUAAGUUUUUCUGUAGUUUUUAAAUUUCUUUCUGUAUUUUGUCACUAUAUGUGUCUAACACUUGCAGCACAUUAAAAUUCAAAAGAUCUUUAAAAAUUC
Messenger RNA from Esox lucius (northern pike), 2053 nucleotides. RefSeq names its product cytochrome P450 2K1-like. Gene Ontology annotation, cellular component: intracellular membrane-bounded organelle; cytoplasm. Lineage: Eukaryota; Metazoa; Chordata; Actinopteri; Esociformes; Esocidae. The transcript has 8 exons. The coding region runs from base 83 to 1603 and encodes 506 amino acids. Gene Ontology annotation, biological process: xenobiotic metabolic process. Gene Ontology annotation, molecular function: oxidoreductase activity, acting on paired donors, with incorporation or reduction of molecular oxygen, reduced flavin or flavoprotein as one donor, and incorporation of one atom of oxygen; heme binding; iron ion binding. The record is from RefSeq and is a predicted model, not a curated record.